Drosophila grimshawi is the source of this 834-nucleotide messenger RNA. RefSeq names its product accessory gland protein Acp29AB. Lineage: Eukaryota; Metazoa; Arthropoda; Insecta; Diptera; Drosophilidae. The coding region runs from base 27 to 749 and encodes 240 amino acids. The record is from RefSeq and is a predicted model, not a curated record. The transcript is spliced from 2 exons.
CGGACUGAACAUAAAAGUCUUCCAGAAUGGGGAAAUGCAUAAUAGCAAUUCUAAUAUUGACAUCAAUGCGAUCCUUGAGCUAUGCGGAGAAACCAACACAUUUUGAUUACGCGCAGAAGGAGUGCGGUAGUUAUUGCUAUAAGUUGUUGAAACCAAUGCUGGAGCACAUAGGCACCAUGCAGCAAUAUUCGAAGACAUGUAAUACAAGCCAAGUGGGGAAUAUCCAAGACAGACUCAAUCAUCUCGAGGGCCAGAUGGUAACCCAGCAGGAGAAGGCUGGCAGCUGUCUGACCGCAAUCGAGGAAAUUAAGUGCAACUUGGUGGACCAAGAGAAGCUAAUCAACAUACACAAAAAGAGUGUUUCCAAACCGUUUCAGAAAAUCGGAUCCAAUUAUUAUUAUAUAGAAAAAAAUACGCAUAUGAAUUGGUUUGCAGCUGCACACAAAUGCACGGACUACGGCGGUCAUCUCUUAAGUCUUGAUAAUGAGGAGGAGUGGUCUGCAUUAAAGCCACACCUCGAUUUUUCAAAGUCGUUUUACUGGGUUGAUAUUAAUGAUCUUGCCAAGGAAGGCCAAUAUAUCUCUCUAACUACUGGGCGUCCGGCACAAUAUAUUCCCUGGAAACCCAAUGAACCCAACAACGUUGGCGGGGAGCAUUGCGCUCGUUUGGAAAAUAACAAACAAUUUCCUUUGAAUGAUUUGAGAUGUUAUGAUAUGGCGUUCUUUAUCUGCGAGUCAUUCAAUAAGUAACUGGAAUACAUAUUCGAUUAGCUAAUGCGAAUUCUAAGUUUCACCAAUAAAAUAAAUGAAAAAAUAAAUAAAAUAUUUGCAAAUU